Messenger RNA from Bombus pyrosoma, 2286 nucleotides. It is a transcript of the gene Acph-1, whose product is annotated as venom acid phosphatase Acph-1-like. Bases 354 to 1580 code for a protein of 408 amino acids. The record is from RefSeq and is a predicted model, not a curated record. Lineage: Eukaryota; Metazoa; Arthropoda; Insecta; Hymenoptera; Apidae. Gene Ontology annotation, biological process: dephosphorylation. The transcript has 7 exons. Gene Ontology annotation, molecular function: phosphatase activity.
CAAAUUUCGAAACUUAAUCUUGUUCAACGAGGUUAAUUUCUUUUGUUUAAGUAUUGUACAGAUUUAUAUUUACCGCGAACAAUUUAACGAUAGCAUCGUGAGUUACUGGUCGAAUAAUUGUUGAGAUAAUACAUUUCUGCGCUCGUGUUGCGAUUAGUACGCAAGUAAGCUAUCAACAAGACUGAAUAUUUAAAUGCAAGGAAUGUGUGUAACUUAGCGCUUGAUAAAGUUUACUUUUUCACAUUUCACACGCAAUAUUUGGAACGUUGCGCUAGAAACCUGCCUGUACAUAUAUCAAUUCCAAAUCCACGCUCGGCGUCAGUUGAUAUUUGAACUGGAAACAAAGGUCGAACAUGAACAAUAUGGUUUCGUUUAAUUAUCUCAAGAAUUUCUCAUCGAUAUACGUGGUCGUGGCUUUGGCUGCCAUAAUUGGCAUCACAACUGUUCAAGCAGAGCUCAAACUAGUGAAUGUGUUAUUCCGUCAUGGCGAUAGGACACCUGAUGCCACUAACGAUGAAAAAUAUCCAAACGACCCUUACCUGGAUAAUCCUUUUUAUCCAAUGGGUCGGGGCCAGUUAACUAACAAUGGCAAAAUGAGAGAAUAUGUACUGGGACAAUUUUUGAGACAGAGGUACGGUCACUUUCUCGGAGAUGUUUAUAGAAGCGAAGCUGUCUCAGCUAUCAGUUCAGAUUAUGACAGAACGAAAAUGUCUUUACAACUCGUUCUCGCUGGUCUCUUCCCGCCAAGUAAAUUGCAACGAUGGAAUCACGAUCUAAAUUGGCAACCUAUCCCCGCGAAAUAUUUACGACGCUACGAGGAUAAUCUCUUUCUGCCAGAGGAUUGUCUUUUGUUUACGAUCGAAUACAAUAGAGUAUUGCAGUCACCGGCGGGAAAACGGGAAAUUGGAAAAUAUAGCCAACUUAUGAGACAAUUAACAGAGUGGACUGGUAAAAACAUAUCUACACCAUGGGAUAUGUAUUACAUAUAUCACACACUGAUGGCCGAGAGUUCUCUCGGUCUUGCUUUACCAGAAUGGUCGCACGCAAUAUUUCCAAAUGGAGAGUUAUUGAAUGCAACGAUAUUUUCGUAUAACAUCGCUAAUUCGACUCCUCUGUUGAAAAGAUUGUACGGAGGUCCGUUCCUCCGGAUCGUUACAAGGCAUAUGUUAAAUCAUGUAACCGGUGCACAAAAUCGAGAACGAAAAAUUAAUUUAUUUAGUGGACACGAAAGUAACGUUGCCGCCGUUUUGCACGCUCUUGGAGUUUUUUAUCCACACGUUCCCGAAUAUUCUAGUUCUGUUAUAUUGGAACUUCAUCAAAACAACAACGCUUACUACGUAAAGGUACUUAACUACUUGGGCAUUCCAUCCGAAGCAAAAGAACUUCAACUACCUGGAUGUGAGAUACUUUGUCCUUUGGACAAGUAUUUACAGUUAAUAGAAGGAGUGAUGCCGUCAAACGACGAACUGAUUUGCGACAAAGGUCUGUCACAUGCAUUUGUAGACAGAAAGUCAAUCGAGGAAUUAAGUUUAUUGAAAUACAAUCUGAUAAGAACUGCAGGAAUCAUUGAAAGUAAAUAAUACGUGUAUGAAAAUGUAAUUGUUAAAGAUGAAUUACAUUCCUUUGAAACCAAAGAAAACUUCAUGUUAAAAAUGAAGUUUUACAUAAUAAAUGCGUGAUAUACGAUAGAAAUGAAUUUAGAAUAGCUUUUAAUUUAUAAAUUAGCGAUAUUAAUUACAUAUCAUUGAUCUUACGCGAAAAGAUUAGACAUGAGGAAUGUAAUUCAUAUUUCUAAUUAUAUUAGCUCUUCCUAUAAGUAAUAUCGUCUUUUCACUUAUUUGAUACUACUAAAAAGGUACGUUAUUUGACGAAUUUGUUUCAAAUAAAGAACAGUAUUAUCGUUCAAAUUCGAAGUUUCUGUCCCUUUUUUAGUAUCUUUGGUUCUCUCGUAUUUGUAGAAUAUUUAAUAAUAUGCCGUAUCAAACUGAAAAUUAACGUCAAUGGUUCAUCAAAAGCAUCGUUUCAAAAUUGUAAUUAGCGUUAUUAAUAUCUUCUGACAUUUAAAAUAUAUGCAUAUUGUACAUAUCAUAAAUAUUUGCGACUGUGUUUGUUGCAUUUUCCCACUCAGAGUCUGGACGAGUUAAAUGGCAGAAAAUAUUAUGUAUAUCGAAAGCAUAUUAUAAAAUUUCUGUACGUAUGUAUUUUAUAAAUAACGACGUUACUUCUGGGAUGAAAUAGUUUAUAAAAUUUUAUGUGUAUAAAAAUAUACAUGAAAGAGCACCGGUA